AAAUUGACAGCAACCAAAACUAUCGAAAUAAGCGAAGUAACCUCAAAAAUAUUGGAAUUAUACCCAUACAUUUAGACAACGUACAUUUAAUACUCAUCAACUUCUUUUUCGAAAACGAAUACUACAAAUUAUAGUGCAAGAGUGCCAUUAUUGCGCAUCAUGCUAUGUUAUCAGGAACAUCAAAUAACAUUCGAUUCAGUCACCUUUUUAGCUACUGAUCAAUGAAACUCGAACCUGAUUAACUAAACAAGCAAAUAAGUCGUCACAUACUAUAACCAAGUUACUUAAAACUAUCUCUACACAUGUUCCAAUGGUAUAACUGCUCUUUGAACCGAUACAACCAACAAACAAUUCAUUAUAUUAAAGAUCCUACAUGCAUGUUUUUCCUGAAAUUAUUCCAGGUCCAUAAUUAUAGCAGUAAAUAUUAGCGCGAGCGAAAGCUCUUACCAUUGUAACAGAUUGUUAAGUAGUAAGCAACACAUUGUUUAUGUUUGUUCACACUACAUUCACAUACUCUGUAUUAUCAUACCAUCUACAUACACUUAAUGAUGAAAAAACUAACGAGUGAAGCUUAGGGACUUAAAAAUCGUCUUACUAUCGAAAAAUUAUUGUUAUAAGUAGCAGAUUAUUUACUGAAACUUCGAAAACUAUUCGCUAUUUCAAUCAGACGAACGAAUUCACCACACAUUAAAACUAAAGUUUAGAAUAAAAUUGUGUUUCCAAAUAAAUUGCGAACAAAAUUGUGUUAUCAAAACUCAAAUUCAGAGAAUAAAAUUGUCUUCGCAUAAGUCUACAACAAAACACUUGCCGAAACUCAAAAAGAAAACUGGUCUUUUGAAAGAAGACAGUCAAAAAAAUGCAAACCUCUCCUUCCAAUUCUAACCUUAUUAAGUCAAUGGAGCUGACUACCUUGCCAUGUCUUCCCCUAUGUUGUGCAAUUGAAUGUCUGCUAAAGCAACCCGAAAUCACAAGUUGCUUUGAAAUGCCUCCGAAAACCGCAUCACAAUUCACCUCACUCAAUGACAGUAACAGUUCACGUGUUGUGAGCAAGUGCAAGCUAUCUGUGUGUCGGAUGAGUCUAGAGGGAACAGAAGAGGUGUCCGUGUUCUCUCAGCUGUUCCGACUUCUCAGCAGCAAAUCCAUUCCUCAACUGUAUUGUGAAGGAGUUUACAUACAACAUUCACGAUCUAUCUUGAAAUUCCUAUCAAGCUAUUGCCCUUCCUCCUCUUGGUACCCAGCAGAUGACAAUAUCCUGCUCAGAGCGAGAGUAGAUGACCUUCUAGAGUUAGAUGCCACCGUUAUCUACCCCGAAGUAAGCAGACACCUAGCGGAAAAUAUCUUCCAGGACAAUAAGUCACAAAAACAGCAGACCAGUGCAAAUAGACCAGGCCCUACUUCUAGAAACAACUUAUUGGACUGCCUGAGCACCCUGGAUGAACACUUGCGGAACAAUGGAUUAAGCUGUCGUUUCUUGUGCGGACCCAGUGCGACCAUAGCAGACUUGAGUAUAGGCAUGGCCAUUGAAUAUCUAUUACUUAGUGGGUUCAUUCUCUCCGCCGAUGAUCACAACAACAUACAACACUGGCUUGACAAGUGCAGACAAAACAUAAAAGGCUGGGAUGAGAGUUUGCAGCCAAUGAAGAGUUGGAUUGACCAGGCAUCCAACACGAGCAACCAAAAACUGUCCGCUGCCAUCAGCACUUACAGACGACUCUCAACACCUUCUGUUCUAUUAGACGAGCCUAGCUUCGACUUCUCUGAGUAGCAGAGGCAUUUGAAAAAGGAGAAUAUCUGCUUGAAACUCCAUCAAUACAGAGAUUCCUCAAUUCCACCAUUGAGAGAACAUCAGAAACCAUUGAGAAAAAACUUGGGCUUUAAAAUUUUUUAAAUUUUGUUGAACACCGUUUGUUAAGACAAGCUACAGAUGAGUUUACAAAUCACGAAUAAAUAACUCAUUGACAGUAAUUUGAAAAAGUCCUCAGCGGCAAUUAAGUCAAACACGGAUCAAGAAUCGCACAAAAUUCAAUGAGUCCUAUAAACCCUACUCUGCUUUAAAAUUACUCUCUACUCUUUGUUGAUCAGUCAAAUUUAGAGUCAAUCAGUGUAUUGUUUAUCUGUAAAUUGUUCAAACUAGAUAUAUAUAUAGCUCGAUCUUUAAUUUACCAUUAAUACCUAUCCUAUUGCUGCCAGGCCUCAGCAAUCCUGUUCAC
Molecule: messenger RNA, 2210 nt
Organism: Symsagittifera roscoffensis
Lineage: Eukaryota; Metazoa; Xenacoelomorpha; Acoela; Convolutidae
Exons: 5
Coding region: 857-1765 (302 amino acids)
Biological process (GO): glutathione metabolic process
Molecular function (GO): glutathione transferase activity
Source: RefSeq, a predicted model, not a curated record